AUGGAAGAAGCAAACCUCACGGGGACCUCCGAGUUCCUGCUCCUAGGCCUCUCAGAGGACCCUGAACACCAGCAGCUGCUGUUUCUCCUCUUCUUGACCAUGUACCUGGUCACAGGACUGGGCAACCUGCUCAUCAUGCUGGCCAUCGCCACCGACACCCGGCUCCACACGCCCAUGUACUUCUUCCUGGCCAACCUGGCCUUUGUGGACAUCUGCUUCACCUCCACCACCAUUCCCAAGAUGCUGGCCAAUCACGUGUCAGGGCACAAAGGGAUCCCUUACGCGGGCUGCCUGACUCAGAUGUUCUUCUUCAUCUGGUUUGCAGGCAUCGACAGCUUCCUGCUGACGGCCAUGGCCUACGACCGCUACGCAGCCAUCUGUCACCCUCUGCACUACACCUCGUCCGUGACGCCACAUCUCUGCAGCCUCCUGGUGGUGGCCUCCUGGGUGGCCGCCUUUGGCAAUGCCCUGACCCACACGGUGUUACUGACCCGCCUCUCCUUCUGCACCCACAACCAAGUCCCACACUUCUUCUGUGACCUCAGUCCUCUGCUGAAGCUGGCCUGCUCGGACGUCUUCCUCAACAACGUGCUGGUGUACACCGUGGGCGCCCUGCCCAUCAUCACGCCAUUCUUGGGCAUCUUGGUCUCCUACACCCGCAUCUUUGCCGCGGUGCUGAAGAUCCCAUCCGCCGGAGGGAAGCGGAAGGCCUUCUCCACCUGCGGUUCUCAUCUCUCUGUGGUGUCCCUGUUCUACGGGACGCUCAUUGGGGUUUAUUUCAGCCCCACGUCCUCUCACACGGCCCAGAAAGACACAGCUGCUGCAGUGAUGUACACGGUGGUCACCCCCAUGCUGAACCCCUUCAUCUACAGCCUGAGGAACAGCGACAUGAAGGGCGCCCUGGGGGCUCUCGUUAGCAGGAAGCCAGCUUUCAUGCAGUGA
Messenger RNA from Lepus europaeus (European hare), 942 nucleotides. RefSeq names its product olfactory receptor 1361-like. Gene Ontology annotation, biological process: G protein-coupled receptor signaling pathway. Lineage: Eukaryota; Metazoa; Chordata; Mammalia; Lagomorpha; Leporidae. The coding region runs from base 1 to 942 and encodes 313 amino acids. The record is from RefSeq and is a predicted model, not a curated record. Gene Ontology annotation, cellular component: membrane. Gene Ontology annotation, molecular function: olfactory receptor activity; G protein-coupled receptor activity. The transcript has a single exon.